UUCUAUUCUCCUUCUUAGCAAAGCUAUAUUAACUGAACCACAAAAAUAACACGGAAAGGAGCAAGCCAAAUAGAAAAAGAACGUCAGACUAUCUUUAACCAUGAAGACUUGCAUUUCAUUAGUGUGUGUGUUUUCAAUGAUAAACAAAUGUUUGGCCUUAGACUUUCUGUGUAAUUUCGAAGACCAUGACUGUGGUUUAAUUAAUACUAACGCAGACGCUAAAUGGGUGAGAAAAUAUGACAACAUAGGAGAACGUCGAGGAUUUUUCUUGGUUGUUGACGCUGUAGAAUCUAACAAUAAUGUGGCUACAGUAAAGACGCCAUAUUUUAGUUCGAAUGAGGUCGCUAGAGGGUGCUUGUCUGUUGACUACUACAUAAAUGGUGUGGGGGCUUACGAAUUGAGAAUAGACGGAGAAGAUUUUUAUAGAUUUAACAUCAAAUCAGUAUCUGAAAGUUAUAUCUAUUGGCGAAGUGCUCAAAUAGAUAUUGAUUUAAGUUUUCAAGAUAUCAAGUUUUACUUCAUAGCAAAGACGAACAAUAUUGGACGUGGAACUAUAGCAAUUGACAACAUUGGUUUCAAGAGAAGAGCCUGUAGUGUGCCAUAAAACUGUUCACCUACUAUGCCUGGGUUGACUGGGAAUAUAAGCAUGAUAGUUUUUCAGCAUUGCUUAAGUGAUAUACUGAAGAACAGAUGACACUGGAAAUGAAUGUUCUUUCUAUUACAAUAAGAAUUUUUUGUCUCUUAAUUUUUUCCACAAAGAGUAAAUCUCAUAUAUAAAAUAUUCAUCUUGCACCUCUUUAAG
This is a messenger RNA of Limulus polyphemus (Atlantic horseshoe crab), 802 nucleotides long. RefSeq lists its product as uncharacterized. The record is from RefSeq and is a predicted model, not a curated record. The coding region runs from base 101 to 604 and encodes 167 amino acids. Gene Ontology annotation, cellular component: membrane. The transcript is spliced from 4 exons. NCBI's taxonomy places the organism in Eukaryota, Metazoa, Arthropoda, Merostomata, Xiphosura, Limulidae.